UUCAUCAAACCAACAUUCAUCGCCAUGAGAGCUUUCGCGACCAGUCUCCUGCUGGCUAUUGUCAGCAGUGCCUUCGCCGGCUACCUGCGCCCUUCCUAUGGCUACGGUUAUGGCGGCUCCUACGGCUAUGGCCUCGGCGGCUCCAACGCCGUCGCCGGAUCCCCCCUAGUCUCUAAGGUGGCAGCUUACCACGCCGCCCCCUCCUACUCCGGCUACUACCAGACUGCUCCGUUCGGGCUGGCCAAGUACGCAACCUAUCACGGCGCUCCGAGAGUCACGGCUGUUCCAGCGCAUCCAGCGUAUGCCCCAUAUCGGUCUGCGCCUGCUUUUACUAGUGUCUACCAUGGGGCUCCCAUCUACGCCGUCGCUUCUACAGUCUCCGGGUUGAACAGAUACGCCAGCUACAGCGCAGCACCUGUUCUUUCCGCCUACCACGCAGUGCCGGCAGUGUCCGGGUUUGCCAAGUAUGCCGCAUACAAUGCGGCUCCUUUAGCUACUUACCACGCAGCCCCCGCUGUUGCCACCUACCACGCUGAUCCUGCCGUGGCCGCUCUCCAGGGUGUCUCCAGGGUCUCCAGGGUUGAUCCAUUCCACGCAAGCCACCAGACCACUGUUCACGCGACUCCAGCCGUGGCGGCCGUUCACGCUCCACUGUCUACCGUUGCCCACGUUCCGGCCUACGGAGUUUACGGAUACGGAGUUGGCGCUUUAGGAUAGGGUCAUGGACUCAGCGCUCUAGGAUACGGGCAUGGUCUGUCCACUUAUGGACACAACUACGCAUAUGGUCUGGAUGGCCUUAACUACAAGGUUCUCGCCCACAGAAAAUAAACGAACGUACGAAGAUUUCAAGAUAUACACAUACCUUGCAGGCUACUCAAGUGUGACUCUCCC
Ixodes scapularis (black-legged tick) is the source of this 891-nucleotide messenger RNA. RefSeq names its product cuticle protein 16.5-like. NCBI's taxonomy places the organism in Eukaryota, Metazoa, Arthropoda, Arachnida, Ixodida, Ixodidae. The record is from RefSeq and is a predicted model, not a curated record. The transcript is spliced from 3 exons. Bases 25 to 717 code for a protein of 230 amino acids.